This is a messenger RNA of Ascochyta rabiei, 3246 nucleotides long. Its product is annotated as 5'-3' exoribonuclease 2. The record is from RefSeq and is a predicted model, not a curated record. The transcript has 2 exons. The coding region runs from base 1 to 3246 and encodes 1081 amino acids. Lineage: Eukaryota; Fungi; Ascomycota; Dothideomycetes; Pleosporales; Didymellaceae. Gene Ontology annotation, biological process: nuclear-transcribed mRNA catabolic process. Gene Ontology annotation, molecular function: 5'-3' RNA exonuclease activity; RNA binding; zinc ion binding. Gene Ontology annotation, cellular component: nucleus.
AUGGGUGUUCCCGCCAUGUUUCGCUGGCUCAGCCAGAAAUACCCCAAGAUCGUGUCCACUGUCAUAGAGGACCAACCGAAGAAGGUCGGCGACCAGGUCAUCCCGGUCGACCGCACCAAACCGAACCCCAAUGGCGAAGAGUUCGAUAACCUGUAUCUCGACAUGAACGGCAUUGUCCACCCAUGUUCGCACCCCGAAGACAAGCCUGCGCCCAAGACCGAGGCUGAUAUGAUGGUUGCCAUCUUUGAGUACACUGACCGUGUCGUCGGUAUGGUGCGCCCUCGCAAGCUGCUCUACAUGGCUGUUGACGGUGUCGCCCCUCGUGCAAAGAUGAACCAACAACGCUCUCGUCGUUUCCGCUCAGCCAAGGAGGCCGCUGAAAAGGACGAAGAGCGUGCUGAAUUCGUCAAGAUGCUCAACUCUCAGAAGGCCAGCCGCGGUGAAGACAUCUCAAGCAUAGAGGAGGUCGUCGAGAAGACGUGGGACUCCAACGCUAUCACGCCUGGUACGCCUUUUAUGCAUCUCCUUGCUGAGUCUCUCCAAUACUGGUGUGCCUACAAGUUCACAACCGAUCCUUCGUGGAAGGACAUGAAAGUCAUCAUCUCCGACGCUUCUGUGCCUGGUGAAGGUGAACACAAGAUCAUGAACUUUGUUCGCUCGCAACGCGCCAUGCCUACACAUGACCCCAACACUUCCCACGUCAUCUACGGCUUGGACGCUGAUUUGAUCAUGUUGAGUCUUGCAACCCAUGAGCCUCGUUUCCGUGUACUCAGAGAAGAUGUCUUCUUCGACUCGGGUAAGGACAAGGUGUGCACACGCUGUGGACGAAAAGGUCACAUUCGCAACAACUGUGAAUUCCCUGACGACGGCAAGAAGCUUACAGAGGAGGAGGCUGCUGAAGAGUGGGCCUCGUCUGAGCACCAGCUCAAGCCUUACAUCUGGCUUCAUACUGGCAUAUUGCGUGAAUAUCUAGCUGUCGAGAUGGAUACACCUAAGAGGACAUUCACCUACGACCUAGAGCGCGCACUUGAUGAUUGGGUAUUUAUGUGUUUCUUUGUUGGAAACGAUUUCCUGCCUCAUCUACCCAGUUUGGAGAUUCGCGAUCAAGGUAUCGAUCUGCUCAUCAGCAUUUGGCGAGAUCUAGCUGCGGAGAUGGAUGACUAUGUUACCAAGGACGGUUACCCAGACAUGCGCCGCGUGCAGCAGAUUCUGACUGCUCUCGCUGGCAAGGAGGCCGACAUCUUUAAGAAGCGUAAGGAAGUCUCGGACCGCCAGGCUGCCAAGCGUGCUCAGCGCGAGGCUGGUAAUUUCAGAGGCCGUGGAGGAAGCCGCGGAGGACACAACGAUCGCAACAACGGCGCACCACCAUUCAAGCGCGUCAAGGAGGACACAAGCACCUACAUGAACUCCGGGGUCCUCUUCUUCGCUCCGCAAGAUGCGCAAUCGAGCGAGGUCCGUGACGCUCACAAGGACGUGCUUCACAACCGAGAUGUCCAGACCAACAAGAGUGCUGCAGCCCGUCUAAAGGAGAUGAUGAAGGCAAAGGGAGACGGCACGGCUCCUCCUACGGAUGAAUCUAGUCCUGCUUCCGAGUCAGUCUCAGGCGCAGACACACCCGUCGUUCUAGGCAAACGCAAGGCAGAUGAAGUCGAAGAUGCGGACAACGGCACACCUGGGCGCAACACUCCUGUCGUGCCUGAUGACCCGGUGCAAGCCGAGAAGAAAAAGGAUGAUGCGCCACCGGAGGACACCAUCAUGCUUUGGGAACCCGGUUACGAGGAGCGAUACUACCAGCAAAAGUUUCAUGUUGCGCCUGAUGACAUUGCCUUCCGCAACAAGGUCGCUCGCCAGUAUGCUGAGGGUCUUUGCUGGGUGCUGGCAUACUAUAUGCAAGGCUGCCCCUCUUGGACCUGGUACUUCCCUCAUCACUACGCUCCCUUUGCUGCCGACUUCGUAGGCCUCGAGGACAUGAACCCACGUGAACUGUUUGAAAAGGGUGUGCCAUUUCACCCCUACGAACAACUCAUGGGUGUUUUGCCUGCCGCGUCCAACCACGCCAUCCCAGAACCAUUCCGCGUCCUCAUGGAAGACCCCGAGAGUUCGAUUUACGACUUCUACCCUGUCGACUUCCCCAUCGAUCUCAACGGGAAGAAGUUUGCUUGGCAAGGUGUCGCCGUGUUGCCGUUCAUCGAUGAGAAGCGACUACUCGACGCCAUGGCCACCAAAUACCCCGAACUUUCGCCUGACGAAAAGGCGCGCAACGAGUUUGGCAAAGAGACCCUGAUGUUCUCCCAAGAAGGCAAGCUGUUCAACGAUGCCAACACAGCGCUCUACCGCACCGCUGUCAAGAAGCACAGCAUUGAUCCAGAAAAGUCCGGCGCCCUCCACGGCGAGAUCGAAACCCACGACCUCUUCGUUCCGGACAGCCAGCUUGUACCUCCCUUUGAUGUUGACGGCGAAACCGACUUCGAGAUUGUGCAGGACGGCUCAAUGAGGGUCUAUUACGAGAUGCCCCCACUGACCGCCGACAACGCACACAAGUCCGUCCUCCUCAAGGGCGUGAACCUCCCCACCCCAGUUCUCAGCGAGGGCGAGAAGGCUGCUGUUAAGCGAAACCAAGAUCGCGGCGGCCGCGGCGGAUACCGUGGACGUGGUGGAGGUUACAAUGACCGUGGCGGCCGUGGCGGUCGUGGUGGAGGAGGUUACAACAACAACCGCGGAGGCUACAACAACGGCGGCUACAACAGUGGUAACAAUGGAAGCUACGCCGCGGGACCACCUGGGUUCGCCGCCCCGCCUUUCGUGCCAGGUGCACAAUCUUGGCCCCCGCCGCCUCAGGGUGGUAUUCCACCGCCUCCACCAGGCUGGGUGCCUCCUCCAGGCUUUGGAGCACCAGGCGGGUUUGCGCAGGGCUCGCCUGGCUUUGCGCCACCGCAGCAGCAACAGGCGCAGAGACCGGCUUGGAUGGGACAGCAACAGCCCAGGGGCCCACCGCAAAGUCAUGCUGGUGGAAACGGAUAUGGCGGCGCGAACAGGGACGGCUACUCUGGUGGAGGAGGCGGUGGAUACGCUGGUGCAAGAGACGGGUAUCAGGGAGGCGGUGGGGGACGCAACGGUGGAUAUCAAGGGAAUAAUCCUUACAACGACCGUCCACCCAGGAACGACCGUGGUGGCGGAAGGGGACGUGGUGGCUACGGAGGUGGCGGCAACAGACAAGGCGGCCACAACUCGAACGACUACCGCUAA